This is a messenger RNA of Orycteropus afer afer, 1280 nucleotides long. Lineage: Eukaryota; Metazoa; Chordata; Mammalia; Tubulidentata; Orycteropodidae. The record is from RefSeq and is a predicted model, not a curated record.
GGCAAAGGGAGCGAUGCGCCUCGCCUGGACCGCGCUUCUUCUCGGUCCGCUGCAGCUCUGCGCGCUCCUACGCUGCGCCUCUCCCGCUGCGGGCCAGCAACAACCCCCGCGUGAGCCGCCGGCAGCUCCGGGAGCCUGGCGGCAGAGGAUUCAAUGGGAAAACAACGGGCAGGUGUUCAGCCUGCUGAGCCUGGGCUCGCAGUACCAACCUCAGCGGCGCCGGGACCCGGACGCCGCCGCCCCGCAGCCGCGCACGCCAGUCUUGCUGCUCCGGAACAACCGAACUGCGGCAGCGCGGGCAGGCGGCUCGUCUGGAACCGCCGCCGACCGCCCCAGGCCCGCCGCACGUCACUGGUUCCAAGCUGGCUACACGCCCUCCGGACCCCGCGGCGCUGGGAGUUCGCGUCCCAGCAACAGGACUGCUCCAGGAGAGCGCCCAGCACUCGGUAACCUGCCGCCUAGCCGGGUGGACGGCAUGGUAGGGGAUGACCCAUACAACCCUUACAAGUACGACGACAACCCCUAUUACAACUACUACGACACGUAUGAGAGGCCACGGCCUGGGGGCAGGUACCGGCCUGGAUACGGCACCGGCUACUUCCAAUACGGUCUCCCGGACCUGGUGCCUGACCCCUACUACAUCCAGGCGUCCACGUACGUGCAGAAGAUGGCCAUGUACAAUCUACGAUGCGCCGCCGAGGAAAACUGCUUGGCCAGUUCAGCUUAUAGGGGAGAUGUCAGAGAUUAUGAUCACAGGGUGCUGCUAAGAUUUCCCCAAAGAGUGAAAAACCAAGGAACAUCAGAUUUCUUACCAAGCCGACCAAGAUAUUCCUGGGAGUGGCAUAGCUGUCACCAACAUUACCACAGCAUGGAUGAAUUCAGCCACUAUGACCUGCUCGAUGCCAACACCCAGGCGAGAGUGGCUGAAGGCCAUAAAGCAAGCUUCUGUCUAGAGGACACAUCCUGUGACUAUGGCUACCACAGGCGAUUUGCCUGUACCGCACACACACAGGGAUUGAGUCCUGGCUGUUAUGAUACCUAUAAUGCAGACAUAGACUGCCAGUGGAUUGAUAUUACAGAUGUAAAACCAGGAAACUACAUUCUAAAGGUCAGUGUGAACCCCAGCUACCUGGUGCCUGAGUCGGACUAUACCAACAAUGUUGUACGCUGUGAUAUACGCUACACAGGACAUCAUGCAUAUGCCUCGGGCUGCACAAUUUCACCGUAUUAGAAAGCAAGCCAAAGCUCCCAAUGGAUGAAUCAGUGCCUGGUGUUCUGAA